This is a messenger RNA of Cebus imitator (Panamanian white-faced capuchin), 1033 nucleotides long. RefSeq names its product mitochondrial ribosomal protein L48 (gene MRPL48). Gene Ontology annotation, cellular component: mitochondrial ribosome. The record is from RefSeq and is a predicted model, not a curated record. The transcript has 8 exons. NCBI's taxonomy places the organism in Eukaryota, Metazoa, Chordata, Mammalia, Primates, Cebidae. Bases 16 to 798 code for a protein of 260 amino acids.
UCCGGAACGAAAGUGAUGCGGAAGUUGAGUGAGUCUCGGUCAGAUAUUGCUGCUGCACUUGGUCAAGGCCGUUCUGUUAGUGUUUCCAGACGCCCAGGGAACGCGGCUGCGGGGGCGGAUCUUCGGUUUGCACAGCUAGAGGCCGCGCAGCUGCAAAGGAUGAGCGGAACCUUGGAAAAGGUGCUGUGCCUGAGGAACAAUACCAUUUUAAAGCAAGCCUUUUCUCUCUUAAGGUUUAGAACUUCAGGAGAGAAGCCCAUCUAUUCUGUAGGUGGCAUUCUGCUAAGUAGUAGUCGGCCCUACAAGACAAAACCCACCCAUGGCAUUGGAAAGUACAAGCACCUAAUUAAAGCAGAAGAGCCCAAGAAGAAGAGGGGAAAAGUGGAAGUGAGACCCAUUAAUUUGGGGACAGAUUAUGAAUAUGGGAUUUUAAACAUUCAUCUGACUGCAUAUGACAUGGCCCAGGCAGAAAGUUAUGCCCAGUAUGUUCACAACCUCUGCAACUCUCUCUCCAUUAAAGUCGAAGAAAGUUAUGCGAUACCAACCAAAACCUUAGAAGUGUUGCAGUUGCAGGACCAAGGCAGCAAAAUGUUCCUGGACUCAGUGCUUACCAUCCAUGAGCGAGUGGUUCAGAUCAGCGGUUUGAGUGCUACAUUUGCAGAGAUUUUCUUGGAAAUAAUCCAAAGCAAUCUUCCUGAAGGAGUCAGAUUGUUAGUGAAGGAGCACACUGAAGAAGACUUCAAGGGAAGAUUCAAAGCUCGACCAGAACUGGAAGAACUAUUGGCUAAGUUGAACUAGCUACUGUAGAUCCUUUCAUGCCAGCACUGGUCAUACUGAGGGCCAAGGAGAAGAGCUUACUGGGUGCUCAGAGUUCAUCAGGAGACCUGACCUUUAGAUUUCAUAAGUACCCAUUCCCAUAGCCAGUAAUGCCUGCAUUCCUCUGUGGCAUGGCUGUACUUGCCAUUUGUUACCACUUACCUAUGAGCUAACCCUUUUUAUCCUCCAUCUAAUAAAAAUCUGCUACUGAUAUGUA